Molecule: messenger RNA, 2512 nt
Organism: Girardinichthys multiradiatus
Lineage: Eukaryota; Metazoa; Chordata; Actinopteri; Cyprinodontiformes; Goodeidae
Gene: cracr2b
Product: calcium release activated channel regulator 2B
Exons: 18
Coding region: 158-2119 (653 amino acids)
Molecular function (GO): calcium ion binding; GTPase activity; GTP binding
Source: RefSeq, a predicted model, not a curated record
AAAACAAUCCCAGUUUCCAGGCCACAGCACAGCAAGCAUUACGGUAAAGAUUUAAAAGACGCGCUUGCUCCCCCUGGCGGUGGAGGUGACAACAUGUCUGAAAAACAGAUGAGGUUGAUCAAAGGUAGUAGUGGACUGUAAGGCGGCUGCCGCAGGAAUGUCUAAGUGGCUGAAUGAUGGAGAAGUGCUGGUGGGCCAAGGCAGAGGUGAGGCAGUCACUUUGACCCCCAGACUGCGGAGCCUGCCCUCUGGCAGCCCCAGGAUGAGUCAAAGACGUAGUCCACUGGCUUCGCCUCGUGCUAGAGAGCCGAUGCCGCUGAGCCCACAGGCAGAGACCAUGGGUAAGGCCAAGGAGCUCUUUGUCCUGUGUGACAAAGAGGGGAAAGGCUUCAUCACAAAACGAGACAUGCAGAGGCUAGAGGGCGAGCUGCCACUGUCCCCAGAACAGCUGGAGACUGUAUUUGAAAGUUUGGACCGAGAGAACAACGGAUUCCUCACGCCUGUUGAGUUCAAAACAGGACUUGGUGAACUGAUGGGUCUGGAUGAAACUGAGCUGAGCCCAGAUGGAAGAGAAGCAGAGAGGGACGAAGUAGACUGGUCCCAGGACCCCACCGCUGCCAGAUUUGUCAACAUACUAAUGGAGCUUGGCGCUGACGAGAUUUUCAGAGACAGGCAGGAGCUUUUCUCGCUGUGGUGUGAGCUCCAGAGAGACAGCCCAGAGGUGCUCAGUGCCAUGGAUGCACUCUUGGUCCAUGCCGUGUCCCAUCUGCAAGACGCCAUCAGAGAAAGAGACUGUCUGGAACAAGCUCUCUGCAGAAGGGAGAGCGAACAUGACACGAUGGUCCGAUCCAUAUAUGAAGAAAUGGAAAGCCAGAUCAGGGAGGAAAAAGAGAAAUGGGUUGCUCAGGACAGCUUUAAGGAAAAGCAGAGAGGUCAACAGCUUGAGGAGGAGCUGAGGAUGCGGGAGCAGGAGUUGGAGAACACAAUGAGCAAACAGAAAGAGCUUGAGACCAGAAUCCGAACUCUGAAUUAUGAGCAAACCAAUAUCAGGGAGCAGAACCUGCAGCUGCGGCGCCUCAACAGCCAGUUGCAGGAGCAGGUGAAGAGCAGCAGAGAGCGGCUCCAGUCUGCUCUGCGUCAGCUCAGCCUGCUGCAGGCCAGUGCCGCUCAGGAGCAGAUGGCCCGACAGAGAAAUGUAACAAGGGUAUCAAGAAAUAUCAAAAAGGAAAAGGAAAGUCUCUCGAGACAACUUGAGAUAUUAAGAGAUAUGAACAGAAGGCUACGAGAUGAGAAGGAUGCGCAGCAAUCACUUAAGAUGAAUCCAAACAUCAAGUCUCUGCAGAAGAGAGGGUCAAUUUUAAGCAACUACUUACUGCAAGACAAGCCAGUGAGAAGACCGCUGAACUCUUCUGAGUUGGAGCUGACAGAUACGAAAGAGGUCACAGAUUCAUCCAAGACACUCCUACCGCCAUGUAAAGUCGUAGGUGAAAAUGUUGAGCAGAUGCAAACUCAGACCAGACUUCUGAGUCCACAGCGAGUGUUCAAGGUGGUUUUUCUGGGUAACUCGGGGGUGGGAAAGACUUCCUUCAUCCAGCACUACUGCACAGGACACUACUACAGUAAAAUGAGUUCUACUGUGGGUGUAGAUUUCCAGAUGAAGACUUUAAUUCUGAACUCCACCACUAUCACAUUGCAGCUGUGGGACACUGCGGGCCAGGAGAGGUAUUGCAGCAUCACUGAACAGUAUUACCGAAAGGCAGAUGGCGUCCUUGCUUUGUAUGACAUAACUCACCCACCCUCCUUCUGUGCGGUGAGAGGAUGGAUGGAUUCUGUGAAGGACAAGAUGUGUGAAGGGACUGUGCUGAUGCUGCUUGGAAACAAGCUGGACUUAGCAGACAAUAACAACAGAGAAGUGACAAGAGGCGAGGGCGAGAGGCUGGCAGAGUAUUACCAGGCUUUGUUUCAUGAGUGCAGCGCCAAGACUGGAGAUAACAUGGACGAGCUGAUGGUUCACCUGGCUGAGAUGCUGGUGACCAAGGAUGUUCGGCAAUGUGAGGACGCUUUUUUACUGACACAGGACGCUGCUCAGAGAAGUUGCUGUGCCCACAGGAAAAAGUAGAGUUGAUGCUUUUGGAAAGCUUUGUUGCUGAAAAACACCCAAGAUUCGAAGUUCAUUGUCGUCUCACACCAACAUCCUUAAAAUGACCUCAACUUGUAUAGCGCUUUAUCAAGUCCGAGGACCCCAAAGCGCUUUAUACUACAAUCAGUCAUCCACCCACUGACGGUGGUAGGCCACAAUGAGGCUGCCAUACAAUCGGUACCACGGACCCAAGGACACAACAACUGGGACAGACAGAGCGGGGUUCGAACCGGCAACCCACCGGUCUCAAGGUCAACCCCCACUACUGUCGCCACCAUUGCCCCAAGAUUAUACAAGAAAUUGUCUGUUUUCUGUAAAGUUGUCUGGCCUACUUUGUAAUGCCAUGUCUUUUUUAUAAAAUAUAUUUAUGAA